Messenger RNA from Ctenocephalides felis (cat flea), 2013 nucleotides. RefSeq lists its product as uncharacterized. Gene Ontology annotation, biological process: proteolysis. Gene Ontology annotation, molecular function: aspartic-type endopeptidase activity. The record is from RefSeq and is a predicted model, not a curated record. NCBI's taxonomy places the organism in Eukaryota, Metazoa, Arthropoda, Insecta, Siphonaptera, Pulicidae. The transcript has 4 exons. The coding region runs from base 1 to 2013 and encodes 670 amino acids.
AUGGCGACGCCAGUCCAGAAAUUGCACUAUUUAAAAGGUGCUCUCACCUUAUCAGCUUCAGAAUUAAUAUCUAGUAUAAGUGUCACAAAUGAAAAUUAUGCAGUAGCAUAUGAACUUGUAAUUAAAACUUACAAUAAUCAAUUUUUAAUUGUCAAUGCUCACUUGCAGAGCAUUGAUAGCAUACCUGUAAUACAAAAGGGCAGUCAUGAGAGGUUGAGAAUUCUUUUAAAUAGUGCAAGACAACAAAUUCAGUCAUUGAAAGCCUUCUUUGAGCCUGCAGCACAUUGGGACAUUAUCUUAUUGCAUAUGUUGUGUAGGAAGCUUGACAGUGGGACAAAAGUGGCUUGGAAUCUGUCUCGGGCGUCAGGGCAGUUAAAUUCUUUAGUGGAGUUCUUCACAUUUCUUGAACUCCGGGUAACAGCCUUGCAGAAUUCGUGUAGCUCAGGCAGCAAACCAACCACCAAGUCUGUUCAUACAAUUGUUAAGAAACCUACACAACUGUGUAGUUAUUGCAAAAAUGAGGACCAUGUGCUGUAUAAAUGCUCUACUUUUAAGGCACUGGAUGUAAAAGCACGUAAGUUUUUUAUUAAUAAAAAAUCGAUUUGCUCUCGUUGUUUGGCUUCUCGACAUAAUGUGGCUAAAUGUAAAUUUAGAUAUGAUUGUUCAAAGUGCAAAGAGUCGCAUAAUACUUUGCUACAUGAAGAACCUGAGCCAAUGCCCAGCACUUCAAGUAGUACUGUAUGCAUGGCAAAUAAUACGGGGAUGCAAACAUUAUUAUCUACGGUUUCUCUCAUUGUUAUGGACACCGACGGAACCCAACAUAAGGUGCGAGCGUUGUUGGACAGUGGGUCACAAAUCAACUUAAUUACUUCCUCGUUGUUAGCAAAAUUGAAAUGCCCGGUUAGUUCAUCUCUGCAUAAACUGAGUAUGUUACAGGGGCAGACUGUUUUGUGUGACAAGGCUGUUAAGUUGACAAUAAGAUCUAGAUUAGGGUCCUUUGCUCGUACUAUUAAUUUUGUAGCUGUUGACAGGAUCACCCAGUCUCUGCCUUCUGCGUUUAUAGAUUAUGAUAACUGGAAGAUUCCAGAUAAUGUUGAUUUAGCGAACCCAAUGUUCAAUGUUCCAGGGGAACCACCUACCUAUCCUAAGAAAGAGCUGCUUUGGUUGGCUGAUCUCAGGGACCUGCAUAACAGUCUGACCAGGUUUUGGCAGUUGGAGGAGGUAUCCUCUAACUAUACAAUGACCGGGUCUGACAAGUUAUGUGAGGAUCAUUUCCUCUCUAAUGUUUCACGGCUUGAAAAUGGUCAAUUUGAAGUAGCUCUACCCUUUGUAGAUGGCAAAAUUGAAAAACUAGGAUCAUCGUAUUUAGGUGCAAAACAUAGGUUUUUGAAUUUAGAGAGGCGGUUUUCUAAAGAUAGUAUUUUGUUUGCAGCAUAUUCACGGUUUGUGAAUGAAUACAUUAAACUAGGGCACGCUGAGCAGAUAUCACUUACUCAGGAUGAAGUAAUUCAAAAUAAUUUAUAUUUCUUGCCACAUCACCCUGUUGUGAAGGAUAAUAACUUCAAUAAGAUUAGAGUAGUUUUAGAUGCUUCGGCGAAAUCUUCCUCUGGUGUCUCGUUGAAUAAUAUUCUUCACACUGGCCCUAAAUUGCAGCAGGAUUUGUUUUCUAUCUUGGUUCGAUUCAGGUGCCAUCAGUUUGUUUUUGUGGCAGACAUUGUGAAAAUGUAUCGCCAAAUAAAAGUUAAGGAUACUGAUCAGUUAUAUCAGUUGAUCUUAUGGAGGGAGUCACCCCAGGAAACCUUAAAGAUUUUCAAACUCACCACGGUAACAUAUGGCACAGCUAGUGCUCCGUACCUGGCAAUGCGCUGUUUGAAGAUGCUGGCGCAAAAUUAUGCGUCAACAUUUUCACAGGCAGCACAAGUGCUAGAUACGUACUGCUAUGUUGAUGAUAUCAUUACAGGUGCUGAUAAUGCGGAUUGGUUAAGAUACAAAGGGAAGUUGUACAAUUGUUAG